AUGAGAAACCUCAUUCUGGCGGGACGUAAGAAAGUUACCUCGACGUCCCUCGAGGUUCCUGAUUUACCGCUUGUUUUUACAGCCAUUGAUCCAGUUGAAUCAUCCACUUUCCUUGUCUACGGACCCUCUGAAGACUUUAAAUCUAUUGAAGUCCAAAAAGUCACUAAAUCUGGUGACAUUUCCACUUUUGCUUCAUUUGUGAUUCCAGAGUCUAACGAUGACGAUACUGAGACUCUCCCUGAACUGCCCAAAGUUCUUGAUGCACAAUACUUUUCCUCGUCAAACAACAUUAUUUUAGUUCUUUCAACUGGUGACAUUGUUUCUCUUUCUGAUGGAUCCGGCGGUUCUUCAGGUUUCGGAAACAAUGCAAACGCAUUUUUUGAUGAGCCUCCAGACUUUAUCGACGACCCUUCGGCUUAUUACUCUUCCCUUACUGAACCUCCAACAAACGGUUCAAUUUCUUACUUGGACUCUCCCAACUCAUCCUCUAUUGAUAUUGUGGGUUCUAUUGAUGUUGGCAUUUCGGCUGCCAAAUGGAGUCCAGAUGAAGAAAUUCUUGCACUUGUUACUAAGGCAGACAAGUUUGUACUUCUCAGCAGAAUCUUUGAACCUAUUGCAGAAACACCAAUUUUGCCUUCUGACCAUUCCCUUUCUAAACACGUUUCUGUAGGCUGGGGUAAGCGUGAAACACAAUUUCAAGGUCGUGGCGCGCGUGCCCAGCGCGAUCCAACAAUGCCUGAAAAGGUUGAUCUUGGUGUCCUUAGUGCACAGGAUACCUUGACUCACGUGGAAAUCUCAUGGCGUGGUGAUGGCGAAGUUGUCUCCAUCAUUUCUGUCGACACAGACCCCAUUGAGCGACGAACAGUCCGUGUUUACACACGUAGCGGGACUCUUGAUAGUGUUUCUGAACCUGUCGAUGGCCUUAUUGGUCUUGUGUCAUGGAGACCUAGUGGAAAUCUAAUUGCCGCUGUGCAACGCCGUGACGAAUUAAACGAAUCUUCUCAAGUUGUCUUUUUCGAGCGUAACGGUCUGCGUCGUGGUGAAUUUUCUUUGCGGAUCUCUCCUGUUGAGCAUGUCACUGGUCUUUCUUGGAACUCUGAUUCAGACUGCUUGGCUGUUUCUCUUUCAGACCGUGUUCAGCUUUGGACAACUAAAAACUACCACUGGUACUUAAAGCAAGAAAUCACGACAGGACUUACACCAACUAAACUUACAUGGCACCCUGAAAAGUCGCACACACUUUUAGUCACUUUUGAUAAUGGAUCUAUACACAUUUGUGAGUUCCAAUGGGAUAUUACUAGAGGCACCACGGCCCCACCUUCAGAUAUAGGCCUUGUGGCUGUCGUUGACGGCCAAAAUAUUAAUCUCACACCACUUGCUAUUGCAAAUACCCCACCUCCCAUGUCUUUCCGGACUCUCAAAACAUCCCGAACUCCGACCCAUGUUGCUAUUUCUAGCACUAACACACGCUUCGCCAUUCUUUCUGGUUUCGAGCUUAUUAUUGCUGAUUGGAAUGUGAAUGACCCCUCUAACAAGGGUGUCCGUGACAUUGUUUCCCCACAUAUUAAGGCUGUUAUUCCACUCGAUGAGGCUAUUCAAGGAAUUGAUGCACCUAAACAGGUAGCCAUGAUUGGUACUGACGUGGUUGUUUUUGCUGUUGACAACGAAGAUGAAACUUCGGAUAUUGUCACUAUUCAGCUUUUUCAAAAUGAUGAGGGAUCAAUCACACACGAAAUUUUGGCUGCAAACACUAUUCCAGAACAAGUGUUUUUACUGAAAUCACUUCCCGAUGGUCAAGGCGCCAUUUUCCAAACCAUUAAUGGCUCAGUUCUAGGUUUGCGUAGUGUUACUACGGAUGUAAUCAACAUUGGCACACUUCCUAGACGCUGCGAAGCCAUUGAAGUUUACUUCCCUGAGUCUUCUGAGGAUGAGUUUGAUCAGCCCAUCCCUGUUGUAUUCGGUCUUCACUCUAGCGGAAAAGUGUAUGCUAAUGAGAAGCAAAUCGCUUCCGGUGCAACUUCCAUAUGUAUGACCGACAGAUAUCUUGUUUUCACUACUGCUCAGCAUUACCUUAAAUUUGUUCAUCUCACUCAACCGGAACAAAUUUCCGUUCCUGCUGAUAGUUCAGUCGAUGACGAACGCUGCAGAGCUAUUGAGCGUGGAUCACUCAUUGUCACAGCAAUGCCGUCAAAGAGUGCUUUUACUCUCCAGGCUCCUCGUGGUAAUCUCGAGACCUUUUAUCCACGUAUCAUGACUCUGACGCUUGUCCGUCAAGACAUUAAACAGAAGCGAUAUGACCUGGCGUUUAACACUUGCCGUGUUCACAGAAUCGAUCUUAAUUUACUUUAUGAUUACCAGCCCCACCAGUUUAUUGAUAAUGUGGAACUGUUUGUGCGUCAAAUGCAGUCUACAAAUUAUAUCGAUUUGUUUCUGUCUGGUCUUCAAGAAGCAAAUGUUGCCCAGACAAAAUACAAAGAGACUGUUGAAGAAAUCAAGCUUCCGGAAAGUUUGAUUGACAGUAUGAAAAAUCUUCAGAUUUACCAACCCAUUACUCUUACAAAGUCUUCUGUUGAAGAAAAAAGCAAAGUUAAUACUAUUUGCGACGCUAUUCUUUCAGUAUUAUCUCAAGAUUCCUACAAGGUUGAAUAUCGCCAGAGCAUUCUUACUGCUUAUGCAUGCAAGGUCCCCCCCGCUCUUGAAGACGCACUUGAAAUGGUUGGCAAAGGUAGAGAGUCUAACCCAGUUCUUACAAAUGACUCGAUUCAGCAUCUUUGCUUUUUACAGGAUGUCAAUCUACUUUACGAUACAGCCCUUGGCAUCUAUGAUCUUCCUCUUACCCUCUUGAUUGCUCAGCAGUCUACCAAAGAUCCUAAGGAGUACCUUCCAUUUUUGCGAAACCUACAGUCUUUAGAUACCCUUCGUCGUCAGUUUGAAAUUGACACGUAUCUCAAGAGAUACCCGAAGGCUCUUAAACAUCUUGCAGCAAUUGGCGACUCAGUCUUUGAUGAAUUGCAAGAAUAUGUUGUUGAACAUGACCUUUACAAAGAAGCUCUUGAGAUUUUCAAGUACGAAGUUCCUAAGCAAGACCAAAUUUUGUUGCUACAGGCCGCCUUCAUGCUCUUGAAAAAUCAACACCAACAAGCAGGUCUUGUCUACGAAAUGCUGCGAGACUAUGAAAGUGCUCUUAACGCAUACCUCACCGGUGGAUGCUGGCAACAAGCACUUUCUGUGGUGGAAUCUAAUCCUGGAAAUAUUUUUGAAGAGGAAAAGCUUUUGCGUGUAGCCAACGAGCUAGCCGACAAAACCAGUGAGGCUCAUAACUACCAGGCUGCUGCUACGAUCUAUUUGGAGUAUCUUAACAAUCCAAUGGAGGCUGCGAGAAUUUUAUGCACUGGCUUUUUAUAUGAUGAGGCCAUUCGCAUUGUUUCGCGUCAGGGUGAAGCUUCUGGGCCCCUUUUCAAAUCCACUAUUGAUCCAGGUCUUUUGGAAGGGUUUGCCCAAAUUUCAGAGCUUCUUGCAGACUGUAACUCUCAGAUCAAGUCUCAGGUUAACCGAAUCAAUGAAUUACGCACUAAAAAAGCUGAAGAUCCCAAUGCCUUCUUUGCCGAUGUUGAUGGAUCUGGUCAUAAUGAUCUUGAUAUUCCCGACAAUGUGUCUAUUGCUGCAUCUGAAACUUCUACAGCGCCAUCAUUCUUCACGAAAUACACUGGAAAGACUGGUUCUACAGCAAAGACUGGUGCAUCCAGGCGCACUGCCAAAAACCGUCGUCGUGAGGAGCGCAAGCGUGCGCGUGGAAAACAAGGCUCUAUUUAUGAGGAAGAAUACCUCGUCAACUCUAUGGGAAGACUUAUUGAUCGUCUCCAUGAAAUGCAACCCAAUGCUGUACGCCUGAUAGACGGCCUACUACGUCGUAGUAUGCGUACCCAUGCUUAUACUAUUCAAACAGCAUACUCUGAGAUUAUGGAGUUGCUUGUGGGUUGCGCAGAUAGAGUCUUCGUACUUUCUGAGCGUGACAGAGAGCGUUACGACGAUGAAGGAAAUGUAUACUAUAUUCCUCAGAUUGUGGUACCCACCGUGACUCCUUUCCCUAAGAGUGAUAUUUUGAAUUAUUAA
Messenger RNA from Magnusiomyces paraingens, 4113 nucleotides. RefSeq lists its product as uncharacterized. The transcript is spliced from 2 exons. The coding region runs from base 1 to 4113 and encodes 1370 amino acids. The record is from RefSeq and is a predicted model, not a curated record. Gene Ontology annotation, molecular function: protein binding; tRNA binding. Lineage: Eukaryota; Fungi; Ascomycota; Dipodascomycetes; Dipodascales; Dipodascaceae. Gene Ontology annotation, cellular component: elongator holoenzyme complex; cytosol. Gene Ontology annotation, biological process: tRNA wobble base 5-methoxycarbonylmethyl-2-thiouridinylation.